AUGAGGUCACCGUAUUUCCCAGCGAGGACGGUGCUUUUCCACAAGGAGCCAAACGGAGUGACAUACAGGGUCCCAGCACUACUUUACCUUUCCCGCUCCAGAUCCUUCCUGGCCUUCUGUGAGGAGAGACUCAGCCCAUCGGACUCUCAGGCUCAUCUGCUGGUCAUGAGGAAAGGCACCUUCUACAGGAACUAUGUGGAGUGGGAGGACAUGCGUGUCCUGGGCACUGCCUUCCUGCCAGGCCACCGGUCCAUGAACCCGUGUCCGGUGUACGAUGAGUUCACAGGCACUCUCUUCCUGUUCUUCAUCGCAGUUCUCGGGCACACCUCAGAGUCCUAUCAGCUGGUGACGGGCAAGAAUGUGACCCGCCUCUGCUACAUCUGCAGCACCGAUGAUGGAGACACCUGGAGUCCUGUCACAGACCUGACCAAGAGGGUCAUAGGAGAUACCAUCAGAGAAUGGGCCACCUUCGCUCUCGGCCCGGGCCACGGCAUCCAGCUGAAGUCCGGCCGUCUGCUGAUUCCUGCCUACGCUUACCACAUAGAUUGCAAAGAGUGCUUCGGACAGCUGUGCCAGACCACUCCCCACGCCUUCUGCUUUCACAGUGACACCCACGGGCGAAGCUGGCGUUUCGGGGAGGCGGUGCCGGGGCCAGAGAGUGUGGAGUGUCAGAUGGUGUCCGUGGAUGAAGAGGAUGGGACUAAUGUUUUGUACUGUAAUGCGCGCAGCCCCCUUGGAUACAGGGUGCAGGCCCUCAGUCUGGAUGAUGGGGCGGUGUUUCAGGAGGGGCAGCUGGUGCAGCGGCUGGUGGAGCCUCGAAAUGGUUGUCAUGGCAGCACUGUGGGAUUUCCUGCCCCCUCUCCCUCUCUAAACACCUCUAAUGUUUCACCCUAUCACAGGGCCCCCCCAGAUUUCCUCACCCCCACCUGGGUAGUAUACUCCCACCCUACAUGGACCACCGCACGCAAGGAUCUGGGUGUGUUCCUCAGCCUAUUUCCCCGUGAUCCAGACAGCUGGCGUGGACCCUGGGUGAUCUACGAGGGCCCCAGUGCCUACUCCGACCUCGCCUAUCUGGAGUUGCCCCCCUCACCUGGUGCACCACCUGCUGUGGCCUUUGCCUGCCUGUUUGAGUGCGGCACCAAAACAGCCUACGACGAGAUCUGCUUCUGUAUCUUCAGCCUCUACGAACUUAUUGAUAAUCUGCCCCGGAAUGUGCAGCUGGGAAGUAACAACGACGAAUGUAAAAGGCAGCAGAGUCGUGUCUCUGAGACAGGUCGGAGUUGUUCAAGUGGACAAGCUUUCCAUCAGGCGAAGAAGAGGAGAAAGAGGAGCAAGCUGACUGGGGUGUGCUCUGUGUGUUAA
Messenger RNA from Chelmon rostratus (copperband butterflyfish), 1362 nucleotides. It is a transcript of the gene neu4, whose product is annotated as sialidase 4. Lineage: Eukaryota; Metazoa; Chordata; Actinopteri; Chaetodontiformes; Chaetodontidae. Gene Ontology annotation, cellular component: lysosome; membrane; cytoplasm. The record is from RefSeq and is a predicted model, not a curated record. The transcript is spliced from 4 exons. Bases 1 to 1362 code for a protein of 453 amino acids. Gene Ontology annotation, molecular function: exo-alpha-sialidase activity. Gene Ontology annotation, biological process: oligosaccharide catabolic process; ganglioside catabolic process.